This is a messenger RNA of Hyla sarda, 783 nucleotides long. RefSeq names its product nicotinamide N-methyltransferase-like. Gene Ontology annotation, cellular component: cytosol. Lineage: Eukaryota; Metazoa; Chordata; Amphibia; Anura; Hylidae. The record is from RefSeq and is a predicted model, not a curated record. The transcript is spliced from 3 exons. Gene Ontology annotation, molecular function: N-methyltransferase activity. Bases 1 to 783 code for a protein of 260 amino acids.
AUGGAUACCAGUACCUCCAAGGUCUACCAUGUAGACGGUUAUGAUUCCAGACAAUACUUGGAGCAUUAUUUUUCAGAUAAACCUGAUUUGACCUUUAAAGAUGACACCUUGAUUUUCCCCAUUGAAAAUCUUACGAAGAUUUUUAAAAAAGGUCAUAUUAAAGGAGAUCUCAUGAUUGACCUCAGCACUGGUUCUAUGAUUCAUUAUCUGUUGCCAUCCUGUGAGUUCUUCAAACGCAUCUUAGUGUUGAAGGUUAAAGACAGAUGCAUUUUGGAGCUGAAGAGAUGGCUGGACACACGUACUGGAGCAUUUAAUUGGGGACAUGCUGCAAAACUUCAUGUAGACAUAGCAGGAAACAGUGACCAGUUACAGGACACAGAAGAAAAACUGAAAUCAGCCGUUGAACACGUUGUGAAGUGUAAUCUCGCGAAGGAAAAUAUGACGGAUCCAAUAGUCUUACCACCAGCAGAUUGUAUCAUCAGCGCUUGGCUUCUAGAUAAUGUCUGUAAAAACCAAGAUGACUACAUCAGAUAUCUGAGGAAGAUGUCAAAGCUGCUGAAACCUGGCGGACACCUCAUAUUGAUUGGGUGUUUAGAGAUAUCUUAUUAUACAGUCGGGAAAGACAAGCUCCAUGCCUUUUCUUAUGAUGAGGAUUUUGCAAGGAAAGCUCUAGGGGAAGUAGGUUUUGUUAUUGAUGACUGUAAAGUUAAAAAGAGAAAAGCUCAGAGUGACCUUGCUGACUAUAAGGCCAUAAUAUUCAUUGCAGCUCACAAGGUGAAGUAG